Benincasa hispida (wax gourd) is the source of this 1694-nucleotide messenger RNA. Its product is annotated as ATP sulfurylase 1, chloroplastic-like. Gene Ontology annotation, molecular function: sulfate adenylyltransferase (ATP) activity; adenylylsulfate kinase activity. Gene Ontology annotation, biological process: sulfate assimilation. NCBI's taxonomy places the organism in Eukaryota, Viridiplantae, Streptophyta, Magnoliopsida, Cucurbitales, Cucurbitaceae. The record is from RefSeq and is a predicted model, not a curated record.
CCGGCCCUGACCUCGGGUCAUCACCUCCAAUGGCGUCUAUGGCUGCCGCCUUCAUCAAACCUUCAAAUCCCAUCUCCCAAUCUCCAAUAACCUUCACCAAAACCUUCACCCCACCGAUUAAACUCCCAAUUCCUCUCAUAAAAACCAGCCGCCACCAUCGGAUCCGGGUCUCCGGCGGGUUGAUCGACCCGGACGGGGGAAAACUUGUGGAGCUUAUUGUGGAGGAAUCCAUGAGGGCUUCGAAGAAUCGGGAGGCUCUGAGUCUGCCUCGAAUCAAGCUCUCGCGAAUCGAUCUGCAAUGGGUUCACGUUCUGAGUGAGGGCUGGGCUAGCCCUCUCACCGGAUUCAUGAGAGAAUCCGAGUUCCUCCAAACGCUUCAUUUCAAUUCGCUCCGUGUGAAUGGAUUGGUUGUUAACAUGUCGGUGCCGAUCGUUUUGGCCAUUGAUGAUGACCUCAAGAAUCGAAUCGCCGCCUCCUCUAAGGUUGCGCUCUUUGGCUCUGAUGAUCGCCCAGUUGCAAUUCUCAAAAAUAUUGAGAUUUACAAGCACCCCAAGGAAGAAAGGAUUGCAAGAACAUGGGGAACAACAGCUUCAGGGCUGCCUUAUGUUGAUGAGGCUAUUAAGAAUGCUGGAAACUGGCUGAUAGGAGGUGAUCUAGAGGUCAUAGAACCAAUCAAGUACCACGAUGGCCUUGAUCGUUUUCGAUUAUCACCUGCACAACUUCGCAACGAGUUCACCAGCCGCAAUGCCGACGCAGUGUUUGCUUUCCAGCUACGCAAUCCAGUGCAUAACGGUCAUGCUCUGCUCAUGACCGAUACUCGUCGUCGCCUUCUUAAUAUGGGCUACAACAACCCCAUCCUCUUGCUUAAUCCACUGGGUGGCUACACCAAGGCUGAUGAUGUUCCUCUUCACUGGAGGAUCAAACAACAUCAAAAGGUUCUUGAGGGUGGCGUUCUUGAUCCCAAGACAACCGUCAUCUCCAUUUUCCCUUCGCCGAUGCACUAUGCCGGUCCAACCGAGGUGCAGUGGCACGCAAAGGCAAGGAUUAAUGCAGGGGCUAACUUUUACAUUGUUGGUCGAGAUCCUGCAGGCAUGGGCCAUCCAACUGAGAAAAGGGAUCUAUAUGAUGCUGACCAUGGGAAGAAAGUAUUGAGCCUGGCACCUGGUUUAGAGCGCUUAAACAUCCUUCCUUUCAAGGUUGCUGCAUAUGACAAAACUCAAGGUAAAAUGGCCUUUUUUGAUCCCUCAAGACCUCAGGAUUUUCUUUUCAUAUCAGGCACCAAGAUGCGAAAUCUUGCAAGGAAUAAGGAGAACCCUCCAGAUGGAUUUAUGUGUCCCGGUGGCUGGAACGUAUUGGUCGAAUACUACGAAAGUUUGGUUCCAGCAGACAAUGGGAGGAUCCCCAAACCUGAAGCUGUAGCAGCUUAAAUCUUAUACAUCAUAGAAAUGGAUUUCAACCAAAACACUUUAUCUCUUGUUUGUAAUAUAAAAUUGACAUUCUGUCAAGUGUCUUGAGCUGAAUAAAGUCAUUUAAGGAAGUGGCUUACCCCUGUAACAUGUGUGCAUAUGGAAAAGUUGUAACAUAUAAAUGUGUGAUGCUUUUCUUGAAGUUGGUUAGUGGAUUUUCAUUUUUAUGUAAUAUAACUGUGGGACUAUAAUUUUUACUUAAUGAAGUGAAUCAUUAGCUUGGUAAAG